Messenger RNA from Pneumocystis murina B123, 1284 nucleotides. RefSeq lists its product as hypothetical. The record is from RefSeq and is a predicted model, not a curated record. The transcript has 2 exons. Bases 1 to 1284 code for a protein of 427 amino acids. NCBI's taxonomy places the organism in Eukaryota, Fungi, Ascomycota, Pneumocystomycetes, Pneumocystales, Pneumocystaceae.
AUGACUCCUAAAAGCCAAUUUUAUGUAGAUUAUGUCUUCAAACGGUCUUUGGGUAUAUCUCAAAGGAACCAACAUCCAGAGGUUCCAAUUUUAAAAAUAGAUAUAAAUACAAUAGAUACACCAGAUAAAGCACUUAGAAGAGACAUACUUCUUGGAACAAUCUCAUCGUGGCCAUUUUAUCUUGUUUCAGUUCCUAAAUGUACUCAGAAUAUACCAUAUUUCUUGCAUUUCUUUGAAAAUGAAACAAUGUUUGAAAAUAUAAGAGAAAGAAAUGAGAACGUAAAUGAUACUGAAGAGGAAGAAAUUCGAUAUGAAGGGGAUAUUCAUUUAUGGCAACUUACUCCUAACGAAAAGGUUAAAUUGAUGAAAAAAAUUACAUUUAAGCCUCUUUCUAUUAAUAACAUACCAAUUAUUUCUUUAGAAACAAUAUGGGAUACGACAAAACAUACAUUAACACAGGUUUUAUUAAGGAGAUAUAUAUGUGUAACAGACGAAAUGGAAUCUAUGUGUGGUGGAUGGAUUGAAGUAAGACGAGUACAAUUAUCUCCACAGAACAAUAUUCUGGACAUGAAAUCCAUGGCAGUUCCAGCAGGAGAAGGGAAUAUUUAUAACCAUGCAUGUUUUUCGUAUUUAAAAUAUGGGUUAAUACCCGUUUUAACGAAUACACGGAUUAUUUUUUUUCCAUAUUAUCAUAUGAAUAAUUAUGAUGACCAGACUUUAUAUGAUAAUAAAGUUUGGCCUUCAUCAUCAUCUUUCGAACUCGAAAUAUGGUCAAACACUUCUUCUAAAGAAUUAUUGCCAGUUGUCUUUGAAUUAGAUCUUUAUAUUGAAAAACUAUUAGAAGAUACAAAUCAUUGUUCUUCCAAUAUACCUGUUCUAAAUCACUUUCAUGCUGAAUUUAUAACAUCUUAUAAAAGAAAAAUUAACAAUUCUUCAUUAUUAGAUUUUGAAGGUGUCACAAUUAUAGCUGGGGGCCUUGGAAAAACAAUAUUGAUUGUGACACAACUCCGAAUUAUCCCAUGGAAAAGAACUGUUAUUCCUUUUAAUAUAAAAAUAUGGUCAUUGAAAACUCCUGCACGAACACCAAUCAAAGCUAUUCAAGCAGGCUUUUCUUUUACACUAGGAAAAAAACUUGAAGUGCACAAUUGUCAUGAACAUUGUAUUAAUAAUAAAUAUAAAUUAAUGGAAUCUUAUCAAAACGAUGGUUUAGGUUAUUCAAGAAGUUUAAAAGAACUCCGUUGUGAAGAGCUAGGAAUUACUCUUUUAAAUACAGGAUGGCGUUAA